CCGCCUCCCCACCUCGCUGCCACUCCUAAAAUGGCGGCGCGGAAGGGCCCGUGGCUGCCCGGAGUGCGCCUGCGCACAGCGGAGCGGAGUGCAGUGAAAUUCCUGGCGGGCGGGGGGAGGAGGAGGUGGCGGCGAGGAGGAGGGCGGCACGGAGCCACGGCCGCGCGCCCCUGGCAGGGACCCUGCGUGCUGUGGCGGCGGGCGCGGUGCGGGCGGGCUGAGGGCCACUCGCCGCCGCCUCGGGCGCUGGGAGCACCGGGAGCCGCGCCGUCCUCGGGACUCGCUCCGCAGGCAGAAAGGGGGAGAAUGACGGAGCUCCAGUCCGCCUUGUUACUGCGGAGACAGCUAGCAGAGCUCAACAAAAAUCCAGUGGAAGGCUUUUCAGCGGGCUUAAUAGAUGACAAUGAUCUUUAUCGAUGGGAAGUCCUUAUCAUUGGUCCUCCAGAUACACUAUAUGAAGGUGGUGUUUUCAAGGCUCAUCUGACUUUUCCAAAAGACUACCCACUGAGGCCACCAAAAAUGAAGUUCAUCACAGAGAUCUGGCAUCCGAACGUUGACAAGAAUGGUGAUGUCUGCAUUUCCAUUCUUCAUGAGCCUGGAGAAGACAAAUAUGGCUAUGAAAAGCCUGAGGAACGCUGGCUUCCCAUUCACACAGUGGAAACUAUUAUGAUUAGUGUAAUUUCUAUGCUGGCAGAUCCCAAUGGUGAUUCUCCUGCUAACGUUGAUGCAGCGAAAGAAUGGAGAGAAGACAGAAAUGGAGAAUUUAAAAGAAAAGUUGCCCGCUGUGUAAGAAAAAGCCAAGAAACUGCUUUUGAGUGACACUUAUUCAGCAGCUAGUAGCUUCACUUUUUUCAGGGUCUCCAAUUGAGAAACAUGGCACUGUUUUUUUUCCUGCACUCUACCCACCUAUUGCUGGACUUCUGUUGUUACAAGUUGGCAAAUACUGGCUGGAACUGGGCUGCAAUAAAACAUGCCAGUUAUCAAUGCUGACAAGAGCCUAACAAGUGCCAACACAAGAUGAUUACGCAUUUUGAAAUCUAAUGAACUGCUUUAACCUUCAGGAAGAAUUGUAAAGAUGUGUACAUAGCACAACAUGAUCCGGAUAAUAUAUAUACUGUUCAUGUACAUCCACAAAUACACAUUGUACCAAAUAAUGCUGUCUGUAGGUAGGAAUAGAAUCGUGUAAAUUCUAAAGAUUUUAGCAGGUUUUUUCCCUAUUCAUUGUUUCCUAUCAGUUUGAAAAAACAAACAAACAACAAAACAAGAACAACCAACAACUUGUGAAGCAUGUCAAACUAAAACCAAUUAGGAUUAAAGUCCUUUUUUUUCCCCCACUUCAAUUUUCCUUUGACCCAUUGAGGCUUAAUUAAAAUUUCUUGUUAUUGAAGUUUAGUAUCUUUUGUUUUGUGUUUUUUUUUUUUUUGUUUUUUUUGAAAUGUGCUCCCUUUUAUUCCCUCAUCAGAAUUUAAAGUUUUCCUAAUUAAACCCUGAAGGGAUUUGCUAUCAAUUACUUGUGUCUUCUUUUAUGAUGACCUUUGUAGUCCCUAAGGUGCUUUUUUUCCCUUACCACCUUUUUUUUUUUUGUUUAAAUAACCAAUUGCACAUGCUUCUUGAAUUGGGUAUAGCAAUAAAACUGGCCAUGGAGCACCCUUGAGCAGCCUGCUGGGUUUUACCUUCCAAGGGACUUGAGCGCUUUUGUUCAGAAGUUGAGUUGACUAAGUUAGUCUAGUCCAAGAUGGGGAUAAGCUGCUUUCUAUGGGUGACUUGUUUUUUUUUGCCUUUUCCAUUGCCUGUUUGUGGGGUGGGGUGUGUGAGGGAGAUGUUUUUUCUCAAGGUUGAAUUCAAGCAUGCGCAUCUGUAGGCUUUCAAAUGACUAACUUCUGGGUUUGGUAUCAGAACUAGUUUUUUCUUCUUAUCCCUUUUCUCUCUUCUGUGGCCCUUCAUAUUCUUUGCCUUCUAUUUCAGAGUUUUCCUCACCUAAUGUACAAAGAAAAUUGCGAUGUAUAUUUUCAUGUAAUUUGAUUUUUUGGAAUUCUGUCACCUUCUGUAGUGAGUUCUUCCAAAAUAUAAUUUUUUCCAAUA
Tympanuchus pallidicinctus (lesser prairie-chicken) is the source of this 2082-nucleotide messenger RNA. It is a transcript of the gene UBE2G1, whose product is annotated as ubiquitin conjugating enzyme E2 G1. The coding region runs from base 31 to 819 and encodes 262 amino acids. The transcript is spliced from 6 exons. The record is from RefSeq and is a predicted model, not a curated record. Gene Ontology annotation, molecular function: ubiquitin conjugating enzyme activity. Gene Ontology annotation, biological process: proteasome-mediated ubiquitin-dependent protein catabolic process; protein polyubiquitination. NCBI's taxonomy places the organism in Eukaryota, Metazoa, Chordata, Aves, Galliformes, Phasianidae.